GGUCGCUUGAUAGGGAUGGUACUCCGUAGCCAGGCUGGCAGUAGGAGCAAGUGCCUGGUUAGCACCUGGAGAGGCAGGGCUGCUCGCUAAUAUAAACCCGCCAGGCAUCUGGACAGGGAACUGUCCCCAACUGACAGUUGUCACAAACCUAUCAGCUGUUGCCAAUUUACCCGUACCCCCGUGACGGAUUGCGGCGAGUUACAACGUGUGUCAGCCACACAAAUAGCGCCCGAGAAGCGCAAAACACCUCAUCACACUCUUAUUACUCCGUCAAGAAGCUGUUGGGACGUCAAUUUCACCGCCUGCCAUCACUUUUUGAACUUCAUUGCCCUUGUUCUUCUGCAUCGCCAUCACUGACUACGGUUUUUCCCGAGUCAUAACUGUCUUGCUGUCGUCUUCGACACGAUCUACCGAAAACACGGUGACGACGCGCCCUCAUACGACUUCAUCUCCAUCGAUCCCGCCAUUGACGCCCGCGAGAGUUUGUCGCGUCGCGUGUUCCUUGGUUCAAGCUUCACUUUGCAUCCCUACUUUCCGGGACGCAUCGCCCUUGACGUCGAACGACGUUGCCUGCGCCCUUCGCUCCCAGACUAUUGUCGUCGAUGGCGUCAACAACGUCAACCUUGGAACCAUACCAGCCCACCCUCCCCCUAACACCGCGCGAGUCUGACAACGGAGACUUGCGCCAUUCGCCCUCCAUGACCGGAAGAAAACGCAAUGCUAGCGAAAUGGAAGAUGAAUCCGACACCGACUCGACUUCUAGGAUUGAGGAAGACUUUGAUGAGACUAUUGAGGCCCAGAGCAUUCCCCCAGAGUUCACAGUUGAAAAUAACCUAGUGAAAAAAAAGCGAUCAAAGUCUCGGAUACCAGAAGAUGUAUACUUUGGGACAGAUGCGCCCUCAUUGGCUCCCAACCUCACCAUGAACUAUGCCAUAAGGCCUGGGGAACAGUACAGAAAGCUGCACCAGUACAGAAAUGCAAAAUUUCGAGAACCGACGCACGCGUUGUACUCGUCUGGUCAAGUCGUAUACAUCAGCCAAAGAAUGCCUGUUCCGCCACCACCACCCGCUGAGGCUACCGAGGAUGAGAGGUUGCAAUAUGACAAGGAGCACUUCUGGGUUGGCCUCAUAGCGGAAUUUCGCGCCGGAAACACAGAACAAGUCUAUGUACGAGUGUUCUGGUUUUACUGGCCGGAAGAGCUUCCCAUGGGUCGCAAGCCGUAUCAUGGAAAGAAUGAAUUGGUCCUGAGCAAUCAUGUGGACCUUGUCGAGGCACAAACCAUCUCUUCGCUGGUCGAGAUCAGCCACUGGAAUGAGAAUGACGACUCCAAUAAAAAGCUGCUGUUGGAGCGAUACUGGAGGCAGACGUACGACAUGAAAAAAACGGGCGACAACGCCUUGAGCAGACUAAGACGAUUUUGUAUAUGCGGUGGUUAUGAUGACCCUAAUACGGAGAUGUAUCAAUGCCAGAAGGUUGGCUGCGGCUUGUGGAAUCAUCAUGCAUGCCUGAUUAGGGCUCUGGAAGAGACGGCUUGGGCGAAGUUCAAAAAGGGCACACUGACACACGAAAGGGAAGAUGGCGAUGAAGGCAAAGGUCUGGCCCAAAAAGUUGGCGAGACUGUAAGCAAUCUUGCACACCGAGCCUUCGGUAAAGAUGGAGGGAAGAGUUGGAGUUCCUCAGACAAUACCGUCGUCCGGAAGGGGAACAAGAAACGGAAAGGAUUGCCUACAGGUAAGCAUCCCUGGACAGGCAAACUGCAAGGAGACAUCCGCAAAUCCAAGUUCUACCAUGCGCUCGGUACACAUGAUGCGAGUGUGACACAACUUGUUCCAACAUCAAGCUGUGAGGAGGCACCUUUGGAUUUCGCAUCCAAGAGGUGGCACAUGAAGUUGUGUUGCCUGAAGUGCGGCGGGCCAUUGGAUCCUUGAAUCGAAUGGUGUUUUGUUUCGAUGGUGGGCAUGCUGUCCAGUACGGCAAUUUGGUCUUGGAAUCCGAAGUCGAUGGUUUCUUGCGAGUUCACAGACACGAUAUGGGUGAUUAUGUAUUAUUGAUAGCGUCUGCUUUCGCACUGCUUUUGUACACAUGUUGCGCAAUACUGAUUGUUCGAUAUUCACGUAAAAUACAAAGUUGAGAUUGAACAGCACGA
Exophiala oligosperma is the source of this 2146-nucleotide messenger RNA. RefSeq lists its product as uncharacterized. Gene Ontology annotation, molecular function: chromatin binding. Lineage: Eukaryota; Fungi; Ascomycota; Eurotiomycetes; Chaetothyriales; Herpotrichiellaceae. The transcript is spliced from 2 exons. The coding region runs from base 603 to 1928 and encodes 441 amino acids. The record is from RefSeq and is a predicted model, not a curated record.